CGCGAUUCUGACAUUUUCUCUUCACGAAAAGCGGCGUUUGGCGAAUUCUCGAGAAGAAAAUUCAAUUCCCUGUGCACCCGGAUACGCUAAGCCGGGCGUCCCCGGUGCACGCUGCUAACCAUAAUGGCGGGUGGUUCGGGCACGAAGGUGGUGCAAAUCACCAACAUUGCCCCGCAGGCCACCAAGGAUCAGAUGCAAAACCUGUUCGGCCAUGUCGGCAAGAUAGACGAGAUUCGCCUGUACCCGACGAUACGGGAUGUGUCGUGCCCGGUGGUCUCCCGCAUCUGCUACGUCAAGUACUUCGAGAGUAGCUGCGUUGCGGUCGCCCAACACCUCACCAACACGGUGUUCAUCGACCGCGCACUCAUCGUGAUACCAGUGCAGGGCGGUAUGAUUCCGGAUGAGUAUAAGGCGCUCGAAAUGGCGGCCAACGGUACGCUCGUUCCGGGGCUGCAUAGCAUCAGCAGCUCGUCCAAGUUGCCACCGGAGGUGGUGAACCGUAUCGACGGGAUGGUUCCGAAUCAGGUGGUGAAAACGAUUGACCCGAAGCUGGAGGAGCACGGACUACCCGAGUACCCGCCGCUACCGGUGAACUUUGAUGCGAAGAAAAUCGAGGAGACGCGCCGCACCAUCCUGGUGCUGGAUAUUCGCUCCGAUUGGCGUUUGGAGGAGCUGAUGGAACACUUCAAGCCGGCCGGUGAGAUCAAGUACGCGCGGUACGCCGAAAACGAUCGUACCCGAUUCGCGCUGCUUGAGUUCUGCGACCAGCGUAACAUCAUCAACGCGCUGAAGAUGCACGGCACCGAGUUCCGUGGCUACCGGAUCUGUGUGCAUCACUCGACGCAACCGAUCGUAAAACCGGAAGCGAAGAGCAAUGAGGCCGCCCAGAAGGAGAUCGAAGAAGCGAUGUCGAUCGUAAAGGAAGCCCAAAGUAUGAUUUCGGCAGCGAUUGAUCCCGUCAUUGGAAUGCUGGCAAAGGAUAAGGGCAGUACCAACCGUUCCCGGCGUUCCCGUUCGCGGUCUCGCUCGAAGGAACGCCGAUCAUCCCGAUCGCGGUCCCGGAAGCGCUCCAAGUCGCGCACCAAACGGUCUCGUUCGCGUAAACGCUCCCGCAGUCGUUCGAAACGGUCCCGUUCCCGGCGAUCACCAUCAGCGCGAGUGAAGCGUUCCCGCUCGAAAUCGAAACGUUCGCCAUCACGCAGCAAACGGUCACGUUCACGAUCGAAACACUCCCGGUCACGUGAUCGUCGCAAGCGUUCGCGCUCUCGCCGUCGCAGCCGCACCCGAUCGCGUGAACGAUCGUCGCGGGCAUCGAGACGCUCGCGAUCCCGUUCGAAGAAGCGGUCGCGUUCCCGCGAGCGACGCGAACGGAGUCGCGAUCGUAAGAAGUCUUCGCACCGCAGCAAGGAAGAGCGCCGUACGCGCCGUGCUUCCCGAUCACGCUCCCGCAGUGACAAACGCUCUACAUCGGGCAGUACGACGGGCCGCGUGAAGGAAGCAUCGGCCAGCGGGAAGAGUUCGUCCUCCUCAUCGAAGCGCCGAAGCCGUACACCGUCCGAGAAGCGGUUAAAGAAAAUCCUAGAAGAAACAGUCAGUCGAGAUUAUGAUGCGGAGGAACGGUUGGCAUCCUCCGGUGGCGGAGGUGUCGAUGAUGAUGGCGCGAGUAGCGGUGGCAAACAACCGUCGGCCUCACCACCACCAGCAUCUGGGUCCGGUGGCGGUGGCGGAGGAGGCAGCGGAAGUUCAUCCUCUUCCUCCGGUUCCGGCUCGGUGCCACCUUCCGGUGUGGCGGUUCGCGAAAAAACGGCCAGCCCAACGACGGAAAAGUCCGACAACAUGGAUAUCUCCAACUCGCCCUAGAUGCCGACAAGCCAACUAAUCAACCAAUCAUUCUUCUUUCAUUCUUAAAUCGGUGUGACACAAUCUUCGCUGUAAUGACCAUUGUACGGCAUUUUACUAUUGUGCCCCUAUCUCCUGCCCAUUUUAUCCACCAUUCAGUCCAUCUAUUCCCCUCUGCGUGGCGUGUAAUGUGCAACGACAUGUUUUAAUUGUAAUUGAUGCUGCCGCUUUCCCGACACUGUGUGGAAGUUUCAUUGGCAGAGCGCAGAUUUGAUUUACUUUCCAAAUAAAAUCUCUCUUGAGUCUUAAAACAACCUAA
This is a messenger RNA of Anopheles darlingi, 2158 nucleotides long. RefSeq names its product probable splicing factor, arginine/serine-rich 7 (gene Srp54). NCBI's taxonomy places the organism in Eukaryota, Metazoa, Arthropoda, Insecta, Diptera, Culicidae. The coding region runs from base 124 to 1860 and encodes 578 amino acids. The record is from RefSeq and is a predicted model, not a curated record. Gene Ontology annotation, cellular component: nucleoplasm. The transcript is spliced from 2 exons. Gene Ontology annotation, molecular function: RNA binding.